Purpureocillium takamizusanense is the source of this 1257-nucleotide messenger RNA. RefSeq lists its product as uncharacterized. NCBI's taxonomy places the organism in Eukaryota, Fungi, Ascomycota, Sordariomycetes, Hypocreales, Ophiocordycipitaceae. The transcript has 3 exons. The record is from RefSeq and is a predicted model, not a curated record. Bases 1 to 1257 code for a protein of 418 amino acids.
AUGAAGGACUGGGACAGGCAUCAGGAGGAGAUAGUAGAGUUAUACCAGCUACAUAAGCUCGGCAUGGUUAUGGAAAUCAUGACAAAAAAGUACGGCUUCAGGGCCUGUCGCCGCUCCUAUAUGGAGCACCUCUCCAAGUGGGGCGCUAGAAAGUAUAACCAGACGGUACGCGGUGAUAUGAGGACGAAAGUCAUGGGGCAGAUGCUUCUCAUCCCGUUCGAUUCCGGGCCUAGCAACCAGCGUAGUCUGCCUCAGGACUGGCAGUCAUCUGCCGACCAAGAGAUAGGAUCAGAAUUUUCGCGAACAUCUGCAUCACAGCAUUUUAGCGCGUCGAAUGUCCUACUUCAACGCGCGGACCAAUAUAUAUCUCAGGCGGCUUUGCUGCUCAUCAAGGCCAUGCCACUCGGCGGUUUUAGUAGCCUCAAGUUGGAGAGGCUCAUCCAGGAUCUUCCGAAUCUGUUGACGACCUUUGCUCUCAAGAUCGGGCGUUGCGCGACCACUUCAAUGCAUCGGGAGGUGAUGUACUUUAUGCUGAAACACCGAAAAGAUAUCAUUGAUCAGUUCAGGUCUGACUAUACUGCUCAUGAGGCCAAAGACAGCCCAUUGCCCUCUACGGGUCACAUUCCCGCCAUGACAAAAGCCGACGUAAUGGACCGAUACUUUGCCGGUCUGGACUCAGCGCCACAAGUAGAUCCAGAAAUAUGGCCUUACCGAGAAGAAAUUUGGGACGACACGAAUACCAACGACGGCUGUGACGACGACUGUGACAACGAGUGUGACGACGAAUUAUGCGUCUGUAAGUUAGAUGUGACAGGCAAGAGCAUGGACAUAAACAUCGUUACCGAGUUUGCUGCCUUUGAGUGGCUUCAGGGGGCCUUGUACUCCGAAGCACGCCAAACGCCUGCCGUUCCUAACAUAAGAAGGAGCAUUCGGGAAAAGGUCAUCUACUCACUUCAUGGUGCCAAUGGCUUAGGAGACCUCAAUAGGGACACUUCCAUAAUGGCCCAUGAAAUCAUGAUCGAGGUGGACUGGGACCCAAAGUCGUUUGUCGACGAGCAACAAUAUGAUGGCCGGCCAGGAACCGCCAUCGCCGCGGCCAUAACCCUUACCGGAUCAGCCCAGAACUGUCAAGCUAUGACCACCAGCCAAUACAUUUCACACACCUGGAAGUCCACCGGGGAGCAAAUGAUGAAACUGAUCCAACGUGUCCUUGAUGGACAGGAAGGCGAUGAACAUUCUUGUGAGCUUUUAGCUUAG